AUGUCACAUUUACCACCACCACCACCUUAUACAUCACAACAAACAUCAAAAAUAUUGAAUAAUCAAAAUGAUGAACGUUCUUUCCUACAACAAAAUUAUGCUGGAGUUCGUCAAGCAGUUCGUAAAAUUGAUAAACCUGAAAAAUCUAAUGCUUUCUCUUCAUCAUAUCCACCUCCACGUCCACCACCACCACGUCCUCCUAUACCAACUUCAAUAAAAAAGAAUUAUAUUGAUCGUGAAAAUGACUCUUCACCAUCAUCAAAUAGUUCAUCAAUUCAAUCAACUAAUAGUGAAAAUAUAAUAAAUUCAAAUUCAAUAGAACGAAUAAUACCAUCAUCAAAUGAAAGAUCUACUAAAAAUUCAACAACGAAAAUAAAUCCUCUUACAAAAUCAAAUAUAAGAACUAAUAUUCAAACAAAAAAACAAUCAAAACCAAUAAAUCAUCGUCGAAGACCACCACCACCAAUUCCAUUAAAUACUUCAAAUUAUUUAAAACAACAACAAAAUAUAACUGAUGAUUCAGUCUAUGUAAAUAGUAAUAAUAAAUUAAAAAAAUAUCAAAAUACACAUCAAGAAAAUGAUUUAUAUGAAUUACACUAUGAAAAUGAUCAUGAAGAAUCAGAAAUAUUUAAUGUUCAUGCUCAACCAAUAUUUAUUUCUAAAGAACAUCAAAUAUCAUCAUCAUUAAAAAGUGAUGAUAAUAUUCGAACAAAAAUACCAAUAAAUAAUAAUGGACAAAGAAAUCAAAAAUCAUCAUAUCAAAAUAAAAAUUCUGAUCUUGAAAGUGUUGGAUUAGAAAUACCUGAAACAAAUACACCAACAACUCGACGAAAUCUUAGAACUUCUAAUGGGUAUGAUGAUAAUCGUCGUGAUAAUGUUCAACGUGCACCAUUUACUGUUACAGAUUAUAAACAAAAUGAAAUUCAAGAACAAAAUGGAGAUAAAUCAUCUCUUUCUUCUCAUGGUCCACCUCCACUACCACCACCACUACCUCCACCUACUAAUGCUCUACCAUCUUUUCAUAAACAACAACAACAACAACGUGCUAAUCAUGAAGAAACAUAUUCACCGAAAAGAUUUUUACCACUUUCAAAUUUUAUGAUGGAAAGUGGUGCAUUACUUAUUGUUUUUAUUCUUUGUAUGGUACUUGUUUUAGCUAUACGAGAAGAUGAAACAAAUCUUCGAACAACAAUGCAGCUUGUUUAUACUUAUAUCUAUUUUGUUUCUAUUAUAUGGAUGAUAUGGUGUACUUUUGAUAUAAUUAAAUUUCGUCGACAAUGGAGAGAAUUAACAGCACCUGCUAUUAGUAACGAAGAAUAUAUGGAUAUAAGUGAACGUCAUACAAAUAAAAUAUUUUAUUUUCCUGAUAUUCAUAAUACUGGUGGAUUAUUUAUGAGAAUUGGUGCUGGAUUAUUUUGUAUGGGUAGUCUAAUUGUAACUGUUAUUGAAUUAGCAAAAACAAUUGUAAUAGGAAGUGGUAAUACAACUCGUGUUUCAUCGAUUAUCGUACCUCCUUUAUUAAUUACAGUAACAAAAUCAAUGACUUAUAUACUUCGAUUUUUAUUUCAUUGUGUACAAUUUACAUUUUUAUUUCGAUAUGGAAAUAUUGUAAUUAAUCGUUAUCAAGUUAUGGCUAAAAUUGGUCUUAUUCAUUUAAUUAUUGCUAAUUUUUGUACAUGGUUUGAAGCUAUUGUAUUCGAAACAUUGGAACAAUUGCACAAAAGUCCACAGAGUAAUCAACCAACAAGUAGUACGCCGCAUGUGACAUAUCCAACAACAACCACCACAACUUCUGUCAUCACAAUAGACGAUAAUAUCACUAAUAGUAAUCUCUUUGAUUUUGUCAGAGCAAUGUCUGGUGCUACUUCUCAUAGUGAUACCGGCACACAACGAAGUACACUUGAUGUUAUAAAUCAAAUUGAAUCAACUAUUAAUAUUUAUUUAUAUCCAUGUUUAAUUGAAUACAGUCUUAUAGCAUUAACUGUAUUCUUUCUUAUGUGGAGAAAUGUUGGUAAAACAAGAGGAGACGCAUUUUUACGUUUUUCUGAUCGUCAUAUAUUUACAGUAAAUUGUGCACGUGCUUCACGUGGUUUACUUAUUGGUGGUAUUAUAAUUUUAUUAACAAUUUUAACUCUUAUACCAACAUAUUUACUUAAUGAUGAUGCAAUAGCAGUAACACAUAUAACUGAACUUGUUUUACUUACUGUUUCAUUAUUUAUUGUUUUUAUUGGAUUUAUACAUACAACUAAACUUUAUCAUGAUCCACAUGCACAUGUUGAUGCAUUUGAUCGUGUAUUAAUAUUAGUAACAACAUUUGGAGAUUUUGCAUAUUCAUUUUUUGGUUUAUUUGCAUCAAUAUUUAUUGAUCGAUCUAAAAGUCAAAUACCGAUUGGUAUUGAAAUAUCAAUUGGAUUUUUAGCAAUAUUUCAAACAUUUUUACAAUCAGGUUUUAUUUUGGAUACAUUAAAAAGACGAACAAAAUCAAAAUUCGAAAUUCGAAAUAAACCAGGACGAGAAACAGUUACAGCUUUAUUAUUAAUUAAUCUUGCCAUUUGGUUACAUGAUACAUUUUCAGCAAAAAAAGUAAGAUUAAAUCCUAUACAAACUGCAUAUUAUGAUGCAGGCACAUGGGCUAUUAUUCAAGCAUUUACAUCACCAUUAUCAAUAUUUUAUCGUUUUCAUUCAAGUGUAUGUCUUGCUGAUAUUUGGCAAGAAGUUUAUGGUGAUAGUGAAAAUCAUAAUGGAAUAAAACCGAGAGAAAAAUUUUCGAGACACCGUUUAGCGAAUAUGAAUAGCCGUCAUGACACUGAACAUUAA
Messenger RNA from Rotaria sordida, 2817 nucleotides. NCBI's taxonomy places the organism in Eukaryota, Metazoa, Rotifera, Eurotatoria, Philodinida, Philodinidae. The record is from the annotation of a GenBank genome assembly.